Molecule: messenger RNA, 1944 nt
Organism: Plenodomus lingam JN3
Lineage: Eukaryota; Fungi; Ascomycota; Dothideomycetes; Pleosporales; Leptosphaeriaceae
Source: RefSeq, a predicted model, not a curated record
AUGGCGGGUAACAGCUUGUAUGACCCAGAUCAAGCGGCCGUCGAUACUCGGUGGAUUCAACCUUGGAGUGAGGCGUUCAGAGCACAACGAGAUGUUGGACUUCGUGUUCCCAUCAAUUUUCAUACCGUGCCUGCUGUGUCGCUGACACAGGCUUGCUUUGGCGGCAAGCAAUACGAGCACAUUGCCUUUCAAAAAUGCUUUUCCAAUUUGCUUGCUGUCGGCUUUCGACGUUUUAGCGUAGACACGUACUGGGACCCAUUGCGGACAGUGUGGAGUCUAUGUCCCGUUGAGCUGCCUCAGUCAAAUGGGGACGACUUUAAUGCGCCUGUCCAGUCCGGCCAGACCGUGUCAAUUUCGACAGACAGUCAGAAUGCAGUAGUCCCAGAGUCGACAUUUGUCCAGGCUGCCAGUUUGAGAUUCAAGAAGCGUCAAGUCUCUUCACAAGUUGCCACGUCGACUUCGGUGCAAGUAGCAUCAACCGCUUCAGUGGCUUCUUUUGGGUCGCCCAACCCAACACCUGCUGCAGCUACUCCUUCGAUUAUAAGUUAUCCAACGACUGAUGGACCACCAUUGGUACAAAUUGGUAACUAUAAUUGCACCUCAUUAAUGACACUAGACCUUGUUACUGGGCUUCUGGAGGCUUUCUUAGAGUCCACAGCUACUACCACCGCUGCAACCAUCAUUCUGCUAACCCUUGACAUACACGCUGCGUCUUCUAGAUCGAAUCCUGAUGGACCAGCACCGCAACUCUCCUCAGAACAGCUACCACUCACUGGCUCCCUUCUUAGCGAUGUUCUCUGGGGAAAUCUUUCGGACCAUACAUAUAUGCCAGUACGGCUUCGGAGUCACCGCGAGAAUCUAAAUGAAUCUUGGUAUGAUGUUUCAUGGGCCAACCGUCCAUUGCAAGGCUACUUCUCUGAAUCGAGAUAUCCCACUAGCAAUCUGUUCACGGAAGAUGGCUGGCCCACUGAGUCUUUUAUGGAGUUUAAGGAGCUUUAUAGGGUUAUUUCUAGUUAUGGGACUAUUGAUACGCAGAUGCAGUACUACAACAUUGACCCUGACCUGGACUCUAUUUUCCCGCCAGGCACUUUGGGCCGUCCCAGUUCCUCAACAGUCAGUAGUGGACGCGCAGUAUCAAACUGCCGAUUUUCCGCCUCAGACACGACGGUAACUUCUGAAAGGAACUCGUCAUGGGCUGUUGCUGUUGCACCCUCUCUCGACAUUAGCUCAAAUCCUGACCUCAUGGUACCUGUCCCAUCAAUCGCAAAUCUCACGUCCUGCGGCUUGACAGCCUUCCUGAACGAGACCCUAGCCGGCGCUACAGCUGAUAAGAAUCCCCUGCCAUAUGCUGCCUAUGUACACUCGACACUUUGGACCUGGGCACCUGGUGAGCCUGCCAAUGCCACCUCGGGUUCCAGCAACACAGCCAACCGCUGCGCAGUCAUGACAACAUCGCCUUACCCGGGGCGCUGGAGAGUAGCCGACUGCGCAGACAAAUACCACGUCGCAUGCCAAGUGCCCUCUCAACCUUACAACUGGCAAAUCUCACCUGACACUACAAAUUACGCUGGCGCUGACAUGGCCUGUGGUCCCGACGCUGAAUUCAGCGUCCCGCACACCGCACUCGAGAAUGCCCAUCUCCUCGCUGCAUUCCAAGACCACCGACGCAACGCACAAGAUAAGACCGAAAUCUUACUCAACUUCAACAGUCUAAACGUCCCAGACUGCUGGGUUGUCGGGCUCAACGGAACGUGUCCGUAUGUGCCCAGUACGGACACCAAUCGCACGCGCAUCGUCGUGGUCCCGACGGUCGCGGCCGUCGUCAUCUUCCUGUGCGCCGUUUUGACCUUUUUUGUCAAGUGUGCGGCGAAUCGGCGGGAGGAUAAGAGGGGCAGACGGAGGAGGAUGGUGGGCGGGUGGGAGUAUGAGGGCGUGCCUAGUUGA